Melanotaenia boesemani (Boeseman's rainbowfish) is the source of this 1024-nucleotide messenger RNA. It is a transcript of the gene exosc6, whose product is annotated as exosome component 6. Lineage: Eukaryota; Metazoa; Chordata; Actinopteri; Atheriniformes; Melanotaeniidae. Gene Ontology annotation, cellular component: cytoplasmic exosome (RNase complex); nuclear exosome (RNase complex); nucleolus. The coding region runs from base 83 to 919 and encodes 278 amino acids. The transcript has 2 exons. Gene Ontology annotation, biological process: nuclear mRNA surveillance; rRNA catabolic process; poly(A)-dependent snoRNA 3'-end processing. The record is from RefSeq and is a predicted model, not a curated record.
UACUGCAGUUCUUUCCGGAGGUAUUUCGCGUGGGACUGGUUUACAGGCAGCUGCUGUUCAGUUACGAUUACUUCAAUGCAUCAUGCCGACUGAUACAAAACGUGUUCGCGGCCCCGAAGUGUCUCAGAGCCCCUCUCUGUUUAUGUGCAGACCCCCGACGGUUCUCCCUUCUUAUGGCCCCAGAACGGAUGGUCGGCAGCGAGAUCAGGUGGAUGUCCGGCCGGUGUUUGUCCGGUGCGGCCUCGUGAGUCAAGCUAAAGGCUCCGCGUACAUAGAAGCUGGAAACACCAAGCUGAUGUGCUGUGUUUAUGGCCCCAAAGAAACAGAACGGAAAGAUGAGACCGAUAUGAAAAGUGGAAGACUGACCACCGACAUGCGUUUUGCUCCAUUUUCCUGUCCGGAGAGGGGCUCUUGGAUCCAGGGGAGCCAGGAUAAGGACUUCUCUCUUAUGCUACAUGAAAGUCUACAGCCAGCCGUGUGCCUUCACAAGUACCCCCGUUCUCAGAUAGAGGUCAAUGUGAUGGUGCUGGAAAACAGCGGUUCAGUUCUGGCCCAUGCAGUUACAUGUGCCUCUCUAGCGCUUGCAGAUGCAGGAAUUGAAAUGUAUGACCUUGUGCUUGGUUGUUCUAUCCGUCAGGAUGGCGCCUCCUAUUUGGUUGACCCUACAUAUACGGAGGAGAACAGCUGGAGUUCAUGUAGCAGUGAGAACCAGGGUGGCUUGACCAUUGCAUUCCUUCCCAGUCUGAACCAGAUUUCUGGGCUGCAGUCAGAUGGUGAAAUGGCUGAGGAGACUCUGACAGCAGGGAUUCGGACCUGCAUUGAAGGCUGUUAUAAACUGUACCCAGUUAUCCAACAAGCACUGGUCAAGGCUGUCCGCAAGGCUGCCCCCCCCACCGUCAGAGAGUUGAGAGGGAAAUAAACCAUUGUUUAUAGUUUUUCUAGAUCACAACUGUCAGUUCUUACUUUUGAUAAUGCAACCUGUUUUCUACAAUAUAAUUUUCUUUGAAUAAAUAUAUUGACUUUA